GAGCUAAAAACAUCACUCGUCGUCGUGUUCGUCGUCGGUUGCUUCAUCAUUACAUCCGCGGUCGUCGUACGUUCGUGAGUGUACGUAGUUUCGUGUCUCCGGAAUCCAACGCACGUCGAGGUGCAGGAAUAUUUUUUCAGUUCCAACCGCCUCUGCUCGAUUUCCAUCAGUGCUUCGAAUCACGGAGAAGAAAAAACGCGUUUUUCACGCAGUGGAGUUCAGUUUUGUGGCGAUAAAAGUGCAGAAAAAGGAUCGCAUUUUUCUGUAGCACAAUUUUUUUUUUUUGUGGUUGAACGAGUGUGCGUGUGGAACGGGAAAAUAUCGCUUUUUUGCUGCUGCCCCGAUAACGAAGACGACGAGAGGAAAGUUUCCAGCUUGCUGUGCCCGCAGAGGAAGCAUAUCACUCUUGUGCAAGUGUUCUGUUUUAAUUUCGAAGAAUAAAUAAGUUAUGUGAGCUCAUUCCUUUGGCUGGUGUGCUUUGAUCUUUGUGCAGUAGGCCGUGUUCGAGAUAAAGGAGUUUUCUACUUGGAUUCGUACGUGGUUCGACGGAGUAGCCGCAUUCGAAAGAAGGGGUUUUUGUUCUCAUCCUCAUCGGAGUGAUUCAGACACGAAAUCCCAUGAGCAAUACAUGACAUAUUGGUAUUGAUAGGCGAAGCCAAUUGCAAUUCAAACACGGAAGGUAGUGAAGUUAAAAGUGUUGGGGCUUUUCGCGUAGCUCAAAGAGGGGGUAAUACAGGUGUCGCGUGCGUGCAUGUGCUAGAAGAGUGAAAGAGUGGGAGCAGGUGACGACAGAUUAAAAUUCGUGCUCCGCGCGUUGAAGAAAGAAAGUUGGUGUACAGUUUGAGCCGCAAAGCAGAGAAGGAAUUCUGUGUUCUGCUGUGCAGCAGCAGUGGUAAAACAUCAACAACAUAAACAACCAUCAGUGUACCGGGUAGUGGUAGUGGUGGUAGCAAUAGCUCAAGGCGGAAAGCAGCAGCGGUGGUGUAACGCAAAACAACAGAGAGCAGCCUCACAAUGCGCGAAUAUAAGAUUGUUGUGCUCGGAAGCGGAGGUGUCGGCAAAUCCGCCCUGACAGUGCAGUUUGUUCAGGGUAUAUUCGUGGAAAAAUACGAUCCCACGAUAGAGGACAGUUACCGCAAACAGGUGGAAGUGGACGGACAGCAAUGCAUGUUGGAAAUUCUGGACACAGCAGGAACGGAACAAUUCACGGCCAUGCGAGAUCUGUACAUGAAGAACGGCCAGGGUUUCGUACUGGUGUACUCCAUCACAGCACAAUCGACCUUCAACGACCUGCAAGACCUGAGGGAACAAAUUUUGAGGGUGAAGGACACUGACGACGUUCCGAUGGUACUGGUCGGCAACAAGUGCGAUCUCGAGGACGAACGGGUGGUCGGCAAGGAGCUCGGCAAAAGCCUCGCCAACCAGUUCAACUGUGCAUUCAUGGAAACGUCAGCCAAAGCCAAAAUUAAUGUUAACGACAUUUUCUACGACUUAGUGCAACAAAUUAACAAGAAGUCCCCCGAGAGAAAGCCCAACAAAAAGAAAAAAUCGCUGUGCGUGCUGCUCUAAGUAAACUAAAAAACUAUUCUACUAUUACUACUAAUUAACAAAAAAAAAAGAAGAGAAAAGGUAAUAAUAAUAAAAAUAAAGAAUGCAAAGCGAAACAAACUUGCAAAUGGGAAGAAAAAGACGAAGAAGGAAAACGCCGUUCGUUCGUUCAUUCGUUUAGAUGCGAGGGGCAAACAAAGGCGGAAAAGUUAUAAAACGUUUAUUAUUAAAGAUGGACAAUUGAAAAGCAAGAAGGAGAUGCAAAAACGUAAAGUGAGAAACAAACAAUCGGGACAAAACAAAAUCAAAGGAAUUGCAAGAAAGGUGGUGAGGUUCACAUGCUUGCCGUGUGGACACGUGCGAUGUACGAUAUAUGGUAGAUUGACGAAGGAAUGGAAGAAGUAUCAUUUCAUAAGAACAUACUACUUACUUGAGGGCGAUUUUUUAAAGAAAAUAUUUUUCUUUCUUGAUAGAAGGCACAGUCAAAAAACGGACGGAGGCACACGGUUGCACUUGUAUGGAAAUGAAGCAUUGGGCAGGAAUUUGUGGUACAACAGUGGAAUUAUAGUUUGGGGAAUAGAUCGAGGGAACGUGUAUAUUGUUUGUCUUUUUACACACAGCCUCUCUAACUUUCUCGCAGACAGACAAGCGCCAUCAUUGUUAGUUGUGAUUCAUUCAUUGGGUUCUGAUUUCUGAGAAUUCGCUCCACCGAUGCGUGUGGUGGUUAUUAAAGGUGUUACUCUCUUUCUAUCAACCGUGAUUAUUUGGCUUCCAUUUUGUAUACACAGAAAACAUUCGCACACACAUACUGACACAUUCACACAUUUUUAAACAACUGGUCACAAUCUAUCUACAAUGGGAACGCAAAUAUCAAUAGAAUACGAAAAAACGGAAAAGCAAAAUACCGCUGCAUGAUGAUUUGUGUCGGUGUAUAAAAAGAAAAUGGCCGAUCGAACAAUGUGACAAAUGUCAAUGUCAUCCACGCUAAGAAGCAUCUACUCGAUCGUGAGGCUAACAUUAUUUUCUAUAGGGAAGUAGGGUAACCCAAGGGUAAAGAUGAAGAUUUUUUUUUCAAAGCCUCAUCAACAAUAUUUGUUAUUCUUGGGUUGAUAUACUCGUUAUGAAAAUAUAGCAAAAUAUAUCCCCAUUAUCGACUAGAUGUUUUUUUCGUGGACAGACAAAGCGACAGAAUAAUUUGAUGAUCUUCUUGACAGAUGAAUACAAUACUUGUUCAACAUUCACCCAUAGAAAAAAAAAAGAAAAAUGUCGUUCAUUUAUAUAGAAGAAACAAUAUACAACUGUACAAGCGAAGAAAAGUAUUACGAAAGAAACAUUCAACUGAUAUGAGUAGCAAACCAAACAAAAACAUAACAUAAUAGACAAGUCGAGUAAACUGUAUGAUGUAAACUUGAACAAGUUAGAUUUUGUACUAUUUUUAACGAAGUUGUAUUAAAAUUUUCUACUGUCAUAUGCGAAAUUCUUGCGCCACGUAUUAGGUGAGCAACGAUUGUAGUUCUAUUGUUCAUCCUGUUCUCAUAUACAGUCUGAAUCAUCCGCCGAAAACUCUGCGUCGGACUUUUCGGAGUGCCAAACACACAGUCACAAAAUCAUCAUCGUCGUCUUCUCAAUAACACUUUGAAACGCAUUUAUCUCACAUUUCAAACUUGCUACUGUUGUUGACUUGUAGUGAAAGAUUUCAACUCCUUUGAAUCACUCCUCUCGCUUACGAGUUCAUGUUCCGUUAAUAGUUCGAAGCAUUAUUUCUCUUAGUAUUUCAACCCAUUCCAACGUUUUUCACGCUAAACUUUACAAAAAAGCUGAUAAUUAAAACUCGUUUUAGAUGAAAAAAAAAAACGAAACAGAAAUCAAUAAAAUUACAAAUUGAAAAAAAGAAAAUAGCAUAAUCAAACUGAACAAAAGAAGACGGAAACAAACAAUGCGAGUUCGCCUUUGUUCGAGUUUUAAUAAGAUUAAAUAGAAACAAAAAAAAAACAAAAUUGCAGCAUACAUUUAAGCCAAAUCGUAAUCAAUCAAGCAAAAAGCUCGUCAUCGUGUCGUUGUCGUCGUCAUGGAAACAAGAAAAAGAAGCAAAAACACACAGUCACCUUCCCGCACUAAGCCUCCGCCCCCGGAUCAUCAGUUUUUAAUGUGUGCGUGUGGGUAUCAAGUAGAUAGUACUCUUCCAAUUCACAUUGAUUGUGUAAAACUAAACAAAAAAAAAUAGUCGAAACAAAGCCUCUAUUGUGUUGGUGUUAAAUAGAAAUCAACAGCAGAAAACGGUUAAGAGAAAUGUUGUACAAUUCACACCCUUUAUCCUAUAAAUUCCUGAACUCUCCACACUCUUUUCUGUUUCCGCGCACAACCAUGUGGGUCCGCUCACCGAAAGCGUGGGCGCUCCAAACAUGGCGGCAAUUAUUGUCAACUCACACACACAUCCAAGCACUCACUGAUCGCUGUAGUAUCUCACACACAAUCGCACACCAGAUAAAGAAAAAAGAAGAAACAAGUGUUGUUAUAUUAUCGUCAUUUUCAUUCGAGUCGAAUGUAGAGUAACCAAUUUUCACCCACGUGUUGAUCCACGCGUGGUGAUGAUGAGAGAAAGACUUUCCAACCCUCCCCUGCCUCUAGCCUAGCUUUUGGUAAACAUCGCCAUUUUACCCUCCCCCAACAAAAAAAAAAGAAUAACCGUCAAACCAUCAUCAUCAUUCAAACCAGAAUGAAUCCUUUGAAUACACACAAACACUCUCAUACCCAAACAACAAACAGACAAACACAAAGACGCUCUCACUCCUUUCGGAAACAAAAAAAAAAUGAACAUUCAAAAUGAAGACAAACUCAAACCUACACAUGCAACAUCAUUGCAAACGGACCGUUAAAAAAACAAGAAAAAUAUUUCUGUGUAACCAUGCAAAACAAUCUAUUUUCUAAUGAAUAAAAAGUAUAUAUAUACAACA
Aedes albopictus (Asian tiger mosquito) is the source of this 4502-nucleotide messenger RNA. It is a transcript of the gene Rap1, whose product is annotated as ras-related protein Rap1. Gene Ontology annotation, cellular component: plasma membrane. The transcript is spliced from 7 exons. Gene Ontology annotation, molecular function: GTPase activity; GTP binding; GDP binding. The coding region runs from base 1015 to 1569 and encodes 184 amino acids. The record is from RefSeq and is a predicted model, not a curated record. Gene Ontology annotation, biological process: Rap protein signal transduction; cellular response to cAMP; negative regulation of synaptic vesicle exocytosis. Lineage: Eukaryota; Metazoa; Arthropoda; Insecta; Diptera; Culicidae.